This is a messenger RNA of Ahaetulla prasina, 1993 nucleotides long. It is a transcript of the gene VDAC3, whose product is annotated as voltage dependent anion channel 3. Gene Ontology annotation, cellular component: mitochondrial outer membrane. NCBI's taxonomy places the organism in Eukaryota, Metazoa, Chordata, Lepidosauria, Squamata, Colubridae. Gene Ontology annotation, biological process: monoatomic anion transmembrane transport. The record is from RefSeq and is a predicted model, not a curated record. The coding region runs from base 244 to 1128 and encodes 294 amino acids. Gene Ontology annotation, molecular function: voltage-gated monoatomic anion channel activity. The transcript has 10 exons.
GAGCCGCGUCCGGCCGAAGGGCGUGGCCAAAGCCGGGCCUCGAGCGUUUGCGCCUGCGCGGUGCGCGGAAACGAAGGGAGACGGGGAGACCUUCAGCUUUUUGACAAGGAGGGACGGUCAGGCGGCUGAGGCGGCGGGAGAGGCGCCCGUGAGGUAUACUUAAAAGAGGCGAGCCCUUCUGUAGAUUCACAGUGAGAAGUAAAUGAUUUAGGAGCUAAGCUGUGAAAUACAGAGUCUGCAAUCAUGUUCGCCUGUCCCCCUAGAGUGUCAGACCCCAUGAAUAUCCCACCAGCUUAUUGUGACCUGGGGAAAUCUGCUAGGGAUGUAUUCAACAAAGGAUAUGGGUUUGGAAUGGUCAAGUUAGAUUUGAAGACCAAGUCUUCCAGCGGAGUGGAAUUUACUACUAGUGGCUCUUCCAACACAGACACAGGCAAAGCCUCAGGCAACCUUGAGACUAAGUAUAAAUUUAAGGAUUAUGGACUUACAUUCACUCAGAAAUGGAAUACUGACAACACCUUAGGCACAGAGCUCACCAUGGAAGAUAAGUUGGCUGAGGGAAUGAAGUUGAGUCUUGAAACCAUGUUUGUACCAAAUACAGGGAAGAAAAGUGGGAAGUUGAAGACAUCUUACAAACGAGAAUAUAUAAAUUUAGGUUGUAACGUUGACAUCGAUCUCUCAGGACCAACCAUUUAUGGCUGGGCUGUUUUGGGCUAUGAUGGUUGGCUGGCUGGCUAUCAGAUGGCUUUUGACACAGCUAAAUCCAAACUUUCACAGAAUAAUUUUGCCUUGGGUUACAAGGCAGGAGAUUUCCAGCUGCAUACAAAUGUGAAUGAUGGCACUGAAUUUGGUGGCUCAAUCUACCAGAAGGUUAAUGACAAGGUUGAAACAGCUGUAAGUCUUGCUUGGACUGCCGGUAGUAAUAACACUCGGUUUGGCAUUGCCUCCAAAUACCAGUUGGACGAUAAAGCCUCUGUCUCGGCCAAAGUGAAUAAUGCCAGCCUCAUUGGACUUGGUUACACUCAGACUCUCCGACCUGGUGUGAAGUUGACUCUCUCAACUUUGAUCGAUGGCAAGAAUUUCAGCACCGGCGGCCAUAAAAUCGGUCUGGGAUUUGAGCUGGAAGCUUAACGUAGGUAUUGAUGAAGUAUUAGAUCUUUAUUUGGAAGAUGAAGGAGAAAAUAAACCCCACAUGUUCUGGCCUUAAACUCUUCUGUGAAACUUCAAAAAGCGUGAACUUGAUAUUCUUCCAAAGAAUUGUUGUAACCCCCCAACACUGAAGUCUGGAGAGUGCAACCUAAUGAAGGGCAAUACUUGAAGGAAUGCAUGGAAGUUGUAAUGGUUGUAAUGUUACAUGGAAGUUGUAAUGCUACAUUUCAGUUCAGUUCUUCAGUUAUUUUAAAAGUGUUCCUUGGAAGACAGCAUAGCAUCUGGUUAAAGGAAGAAUCUCCCACUUCCCAUCCUUCUGUGUUACUUCAUCACAUCGUGCAUGUCCGACAUUUCACGACCUUUUGUAAAACUGGUCUCUGUGCUGUAGUGAAAGCUUUGGUUUUGCAUCAAAAUGGAAAUAAAUGAAAUCACAUUUGGAACCCAAUCCUUUGUUUGAUUAAUGCUACUUUUAAAAUCCUAAAUGUUCUUAGUUUGGGACCAAACCAGCCAAGAUAGGAAAAUAAUUGUUGGAAGGGGAUUGCAUGACGUUUCUGUAACUCACACAGUUUUUGCUGCCAAAGGAAAUGCUUUAAAACUGCUGCUCUCUCUUUUGAGUAGAAAAACUAGAUUCUUUUAUAUAGCACUUGAUAGAGAAUAAAUAUACUUGGUAGUAGCAAGUUAAAUGACCCCUUCUUCACCACUGGAGGAAGACAUGCUGAAUAGUGGCGCUAUUUGGGAUAUUAUUAUUAUUUUUGCUAUUUCCCUCUCGAGGAAUAGCAUGAUCACAAUGUGUGCCUUUCAGAUACUAUCAAAUUAAUACUGCUCAACAAAUAAAUCAAUAAAAUAG